UGAAGAAAUUAUACUGUGAGUUUGUAAUGAACCAAAAACCAAAUUAUUUUGAUAUUAAGUCAUUCCAGGGUGUUGGUCGUGGAAUGCCACAGCAUAGAUUAGGGGCACGGAGUAAUAAUCCCCUACCGGAUCCACCCAUAGUUCCACUUGUUGCUCCAUCGAUUCCUGCAGAUGUCCAAAAUACAUCAUUCAUUUCGACAUUAGAUGCUUUGACUUCCCUCACAGGGAACCUGAGUGAGCAAGCUGCUCACAUGGCAUCUGCUCCUCGAUGGAUGCCACAUAUGUGUUCGAGUUGUCAUGAGACGUGUUUAGGUCCUACUACUGCUGCAGGAUCUACUUCAGUUCCAGAUGAGCAUGAUGCAGCAGAUGAUAGUAUGAUGACAUCUUAUAUGGAUUUUCUUUGCUCGGAUGUUCAUCUUGACCAGAUAAGGACUACGCCUAAUAUUAGAGUUAAUAUUGCAUCUACUGGAAGACAACUCGGCACACCUUAUGGGGAUUCAGGUCAUGAGGGACCCUCUACAUCACAUCAAGAAGAGGGUCUGACUAUUGUGACACCAUCUAUGGUGGACACUACCAUUAGGAUAGGUUAUCCUCAUAAUUUUGAUCAGAGCCAAUUUGAACGCACAUCGACAUCCUUUGAGGGCCGAACGAAGAAGAAUGGCGGCCAUGGAGGAGUGGACAUGGGGGGUGGGGGUCUCCCCACAAGGACGCAGCCCGCAGCUCGGUAG
Messenger RNA from Cryptomeria japonica (Japanese cedar), 728 nucleotides. RefSeq lists its product as uncharacterized. The record is from RefSeq and is a predicted model, not a curated record. Bases 27 to 728 code for a protein of 233 amino acids. The transcript is spliced from 5 exons. Lineage: Eukaryota; Viridiplantae; Streptophyta; Pinopsida; Cupressales; Cupressaceae.